AUGCCCGUCAUUAAGUCCCUCUUCGCCGCCACGGCUGGUCUUGUGGUCGGCGCCAACGCCUUCUGGCGCAUGGAGUGUCCUGGCCGCUCUGGCCUUGGUCGAAUUGACCCCAUCAUCAGCCCCGGCGAGAUCUCCGCCCACGUUCACGCGAUUGCCGGCUCCGGCGCAUUCAGCAUGGAUGCUGACACGUCCUCCCUGGUCGCCGGUGACUGUACGUCUUGCCGAGUGUCCCAGGACAAGUCGGCCUACUGGACCCCGGCUAUGUACUUCAAGGACGCCAGCACCGGCAAGUUUGAGCUCGUUGAGCAGGUUGGAGGAAUGCUUGCCUACUACCUCCUCAUCAACGACAACAUCACCGCCUACCCCGAGAACUUCCGCAUGGUCUCCGGCAACAACUACCGCCGUAGCUAUACCGUCGGCGACCCCAACCAACCCGACCCUCCCAAGUCCAACUGGGCCGCCCUCGGUCAGACGAACCAGGAUGAUCUCCAGCAGCGCGCUAUUGGCUUCAACUGCCUCAACUACGACCUGGAUCCCGAGCCCACCCUCUACCGCCACUUCCUCCCCGACAAGGCCUUCCUCGACCAGAACUGCAAGGACGGUCUCCGCCUCGAGGUCAUGUUUCCCUCUUGCUGGGAUGGCGAGAACGUUGACAGCGAGGACCACCAGAGCCACGUUGCCUUCCCUGACCUGAUCAUGUCCGGAACCUGCCCCGACACGCACCCGGUCCAGCUCCCUGCCAUGCUCUUCGAGACCAUCUGGGACACGCACGCUCUCGAGGGCCGCGACGGCAUGUUUGUCAUGGCCAACGGUGACCCCACUGGCUUUGGAUACCACGGUGACUUCUUGAUGGGAUGGGACCGUGACCUUCUGCAGGAAGCCGUCGACACUUGCACCAACGAAUCCGGACUUAUCGAGGAUUGCGGCGUUUUUGACGUCGUCGACGAGAGCACGGCCAAGGAGUGCUCUAUCCAGGAGCCUGCUACCCUCUCCUUUGAGAAUGUCCUCAAUGGGCUUUCUGAGCUUCCUGGUGCCGUCAAGAUUCUCUUUGGUGGUUCUGAAGAGUCCGACGAGGAGACUGCCUCGUCAUCCGAGAAGCCUUCCCUCACCUACGCGCCUGGCGGCAGCCCCGUCGCCGAGACUGCCUAUUCCUCUGCCACUUCUUCCAGCUCGCUCCCCGGGAACAUCUUUAUGGAGUCCGCCAGCGUUGCGACCACGUCUUCGUCGGUGAUCGCGGUCGCCAACGUGGCUGCUGUUGCGCAGCCCACGUCCUCGUCUUCCUCGCAGAUUGCGCCCGCCCCCACGUUGGCGCCGGCUGUUGCUGCCGAGGCCGAGCCCAGCGUCAGCUACGAGAGCACUCAGUACAUCACCAACGGCGAUAUCGUCAGCAAGAUCCUCUGGGAGGAGGAGGUGGUCUGGGAGACCGAGUUCCCAUUAUCACGGUCACGGCCACGGCCAUCACCGCUUCUAGGGGAGCCCCGGGAGUAUAUCAUUUUAGAAGAGGAGGUAUAG
Molecule: messenger RNA, 1512 nt
Organism: Geosmithia morbida
Lineage: Eukaryota; Fungi; Ascomycota; Sordariomycetes; Hypocreales; Bionectriaceae
Product: protein of unknown function (DUF1996)
Exons: 5
Coding region: 1-1512 (503 amino acids)
Source: RefSeq, a predicted model, not a curated record